AUGUACGGGACUGUAGCGGAUACCCUGACGCCCGGCUUCCGGCUGGUGUACGUCCACUGCCGGAUGAUCGUGUGUAUCGAGGACGACUCCCAGUCCCGAUGUGCGCAGGGCUGCGUCAUCCAGAACUCUCCAAUCAGGAACAGGAGAAGGCGGUCACGUGACGACAAAAGACAGGCUCUGAUGAAACAAGGACCGAUUCUGAUCGUCCAUGAGAAAGCUGAAGACUCCAUCCUGCUGUGGUCGGUGAUUGCCUGCGUGCUCGGUCUGGCAUACCCCGCCCUGUGUGCCGCGGCCGUCUGCCUGUGGUGCGCGCGGCGCCGCAGGGCCAAGAUGGCCGCCAGCAAACACGGAGACCCCGCCGGUAACAUCAACUUGGGCUUUGUGCGGAACUAG
Molecule: messenger RNA, 393 nt
Organism: Branchiostoma belcheri (Belcher's lancelet)
Lineage: Eukaryota; Metazoa; Chordata; Leptocardii; Amphioxiformes; Branchiostomatidae
Product: ZP domain-containing protein-like
Exons: 3
Coding region: 1-393 (130 amino acids)
Source: RefSeq, a predicted model, not a curated record